AUGAGGCCAAAUUCUACACCAACGCGCAAUGAAAACGACACAUACGAUCUUAGUCCCUCCUCCGCCUCUGACCCCAGCACCUUAGAAGCCAACCCACCUGCGCCGUACAACUUUCAAACGAGCAACAAACAGUGUUCGGACGGCAACUCAAACACGCUGUUAGGCUAG
Messenger RNA from Laccaria bicolor S238N-H82, 168 nucleotides. RefSeq lists its product as uncharacterized. NCBI's taxonomy places the organism in Eukaryota, Fungi, Basidiomycota, Agaricomycetes, Agaricales, Hydnangiaceae. The record is from RefSeq and is a predicted model, not a curated record. The transcript has a single exon. Bases 1 to 168 code for a protein of 55 amino acids.